This is a messenger RNA of Dendrobium catenatum, 2220 nucleotides long. RefSeq names its product cucumisin-like. NCBI's taxonomy places the organism in Eukaryota, Viridiplantae, Streptophyta, Magnoliopsida, Asparagales, Orchidaceae. Gene Ontology annotation, molecular function: serine-type endopeptidase activity. Gene Ontology annotation, biological process: proteolysis. The coding region runs from base 1 to 2220 and encodes 739 amino acids. The record is from RefSeq and is a predicted model, not a curated record. The transcript has 9 exons.
AUGUCUCGCUGCAACUGUAAGCUUUUCUCUCUCUCUUUGUACCUUCUUCUUCUCUUCCAUGCAUUGCUUCUCGCGACAGCUCUCAGAAGCCAUGGAGAGGCCACGGAGCAGGACAAGAAGGCUUAUAUCGUGUAUAUGGGCGAGAGGCUGAAGAUGGACGGGUUUUCCAUAAAGUUAGUUCAUAAAAAUCUGCUCAAUAAAGUAAUUGCAAGUGAUGAUGCAUCAGAACGCCUGAUACACAGUUACACCAGAAGCUUCAAUGCCAUGGCAGCUAUGCUCUCCGAGGAAGAGGCAAAGAAGCUAUCAAAUAUGGAUGAGGUGGUGUCUGUCUUCCCUAGCCAGCGAAGAGAGCUCCAUACUACGAGAUCAUGGGACUUCAUGGCCUUCCCAUCGAGCGCAUCUCAUGGUGCAUUUGAGUCUGAUGUUAUUGUCGGCAUGCUCGACACCGGGAUCUGGCCGGAAUCCGAGAGCUUCAAUGACGCCGGCUUUGGCCCGCCCCCGCACAAGUGGAAUGGCACUUGCGAGACGGCCAAACACAACUUCACCUGUAACAACAAAGUCAUUGGAGCCCGCUACUACCACCUUCAAGGCAAUAUAAGCGCAGGCAACAUCGCAUCCCCGCGCGACACCGCCGGCCACGGUUCCCACACCUCCUCCACUGUCGCCGGAAGGUUAGUUGCCAACGCCAGCCUCUCCGGCCUCGCCCAAGGCACCGCCCGCGGUGCAGUACCUUCAGCUCGGCUUGCCGUCUACAAGGUAUGUUGGGAUAACGAGGGCUGCUAUGACGUCGACCUCCUCGCUGGUUUCGAUGAUGCUGUUGCCGAUGGCGUUGACAUCAUUUCCAUUUCCAUCGGCUCAAGCUUCCCUAGUGAUUACUUCUCCGACCCGAUUGCCAUUGGCAGCUUCCAUGCGGUGAAGAAUGGUGUUCUGGUCUCUGCCUCGGCUGGGAAUUCUGGUCCAGGCAGGUACAGCGUGGCAAACUUCGCCCCGUGGAUGCUCACCGUGGCCGCUAGCACUAUUGACCGCAAGUUUAUUUCUCAAGUCAAGCUCGGCAAUGGUGAUGUUUAUCAGGGAAUGGCAGUGAACACCGAGGGAGCCAAGGACAAUUUGUACCCUUUGAUAUACGCUGCAAAUGCGCCUAACAAAACUGGAGGCUUUGAUGGAUCAAUCUCCAGGUACUGCGUUGAAGGAAGUUUGGAUCGCAAAUUGUCCAGGGGAAACGUACUUAUAUGUGAUGGCUUGAAUGAUGGCUCGGGACCGCAACUUGCAGGUGCUGUUGGGGCAAUUAUGCCAGCACAAGGUGCGAAUGAUGUCGCCUUUGAGUUCAAGCUUCCUGUUUCUGUGUUGGGAGUUAAUGAUACUGCCAAAGUUCUCCUAUACUCCAAUAAAACACGAAAUCCUACGGCAUAUGUUGCGAAGAGCGAGGGAGUGUUGGAUGGGCUUGCGCCUUAUGUGGUUUCAUUCUCAUCUCGUGGGCCACAUCCUAUCACAUCUAAUUUACUCAAGCCUGAUUUGGCGGCACCGGGAGUCGAUAUCCUUGCAGCAUGGUCUCCACUUAGUACUCAAAAAUCUUCAUUGUACAAUAUUAUAUCGGGUACAUCAAUGUCUUGCCCUCAUGUUAGUGGCUCGGCUGCCUAUGUCAAGUCAUUCAACCCAACUUGGUCUCCAGCUGCAAUCAAAUCUGCCCUUAUCACCACCGCAUACAAUAUGAGCCCGAAAAGGAACAUUGAAGCAGAAUUGGCAUAUGGAGCAGGACAAGUAAACCCCCUCGGUGCACUAAAGCCUGGCCUUGUUUAUGAUGCAGAUGAGAUUGACUACGUAAGAUUUCUAUGCGGUCAAGGCUACACCACCAAAAAUCUUAGACUUGUAACAGGAGACUCAAGCAGUUGUACUGCUAAAACAAAUGGGAGCAUCUUUGAUCUCAAUUAUCCCACUUUUGGUUUAUCAAUCACCCCAGGAAAGCCCUUUUCAGCAACGUAUAAUAGAACUGUCACUAAUGUUGGUGAUUCAAAUUCUAGCUAUAAGGUCAGUGUGUCCGCUCCUGAUGGACUUAAGAUUAACGUUGAUCCACAAGUCUUGACAUUUCAGAGCAUUCUUGAGAAGAAAUCCUUUGUGGUGACAUUGGAAGGAAAAACUAAGAAGACUCUUCUCUCGGCUAGUUUAGUGUGGAGUGAUGGUGUGCAUAAGGCAAGAAGCCCUAUUAUCGUGUAUGGUGCUUGA